Messenger RNA from Morone saxatilis (striped sea-bass), 13354 nucleotides. It is a transcript of the gene cep350, whose product is annotated as centrosomal protein 350. The record is from RefSeq and is a predicted model, not a curated record. The transcript is spliced from 39 exons. Gene Ontology annotation, molecular function: microtubule binding. Lineage: Eukaryota; Metazoa; Chordata; Actinopteri; Moronidae. Gene Ontology annotation, biological process: microtubule anchoring. Gene Ontology annotation, cellular component: centrosome. The coding region runs from base 399 to 9989 and encodes 3196 amino acids.
CACGGGUUUUUGCUUUCACGGAAAUCACCCGCACUCCACCGGGAAAAGUUUGUUUACACCACUUUAGACUCGCCUCAUGUUGUUUUUAGUGGUGCUAAAAGGUCGCGGAUGGGCUCACCUUCAAUCCUGCGACCUGAUGUGAUCGCCUCAGGGUGGUGUCACGUGAUUGUUAUGAGUAAAAGGCAUGACAUCUGAAGAACUCCUUAUGACUCGAGUGUUAAAUAUGAGUGCAAAACACCCAUCACGAACAAAAUAACCAAGCUGGACUUGCUCUUAGAUCCACGGUAGAAUAAACGUAUCAAAGUGGCUGCUGUCGUCUCAGAGAGAGUUGGACCUACAGUAGGUUGGACCAGACACAUGCACUCCAGCAUUACAGGUGUUUGAGGUGAACGGGAGAGAUGAGGAGCAGCAGGAGGACGGAGGUGUCUCUUAAAAGCUCUGCUCAGCAGCUCACAGAUCCCAAUAUUGGCACAGAGCUGACAACUGCAUGGAAAAGUUUGGCUCAGUCCAAAGCUGCUUUACGGCAUAUAGAAAACCGUCUAGAGGCAGCUCCAGGGACAGGGGUUCUCCUGGAAUCUGUCAUGGACCCCCCCAAGAAGAAGUCCUCCAGGGCGGUCCGUCGCAGGGAUGGACGACAAGCUGAUGACAAUGGAGGGUCAUCAAAGCACAGGGGGCGUAGUCAGCAGAGUCCAGAAAAGAGCAGCUCACGUAGCCCCCUGAGAAAUACCACCCAGGACAGCAAUGUCCGCAGAAACAACAGCGUUGAGUUCAGGGAACCGCUGGCCUCCUACAGAGAGGCCACCCCUCCACCACAUCCCUCCUCUCAGCUGGAGGCCUACAGUCUGCAGUCAGUGCCAGGGUCUGCGUGCCCAUCCACUACGCCUCCUUCAGACCCUCUUCUCAGCCAACUGGUCUACCAGAGAGACACCAGGGACAAACAAACAGACAGGGACCUGGACAGCACACACUCCUCGGCUCUGGAGAGCACUGAGGUCCGCUACCUCAAUGACCAACCAGCCCUGGUCACCCUGAGGACUACUGGAAACCAGUCACAUCUCACAGGUGGACGAGUCCAAGCAAGGGAGGGGGCUAAGGAGGAAAGCACUCCCAAAGCACAAUUUGGCAUGGAUAGCCAAGAGUCAAGCCCGUGUUUAGCUCCAGCCCCAGGCUCCAUACGCAGAGGGGAGAGCACUCCCUCCACCAGCCCUGGCUCAGCUUCCCAGCGGCUGGAGAACCUAAGGCGACAUCAGCCUGAUGAUAAGCUGGAGAAGCUUAAAGAGCGUAUUCGGAGGCAGAGGCAACAUCUGGAGGAGGCGGCAGAGAGGGAGAAGCUGCUGGGUUAUCUGGAACAGCCCAUUAUGGAAGCUGUGGGGAGUAACAAUGCUGGUACCAGCAACAUGCCCACAGCCAAAAUACGGAAAGUAGCAGCUGCACCACCUGCACCUAUAUACAAAGGUUUCAACAGUGCUGAGACAAAGAUCCAGACUCCUGAUGGGAAAGUUUGGAAGGAGGAUGAGUUUCAUAACCUCAGCAGAGAAAUAUACAGAGACCUGUCAAGACAGUUUGCUGAGAGCACCAGAUCCAGGCAUCAGCAGCAGAGGGAACAGAGACCAGACAGGUCCAAAGAGAGGAGGCCUACCAAACCAGUCAGGAAGGUCCACAGAGCUGCUCCUUCAUCUGACCUAAAUGCAAAACCAGUGAUAAGUCCUGCAUCGUGGCGAGAAGGCCAAAAGCUGGUAAAGAUGGUACUGGGUCCAGUUCCCAAGCUGCCCAGGGAGGACAGGCCCCAGACAGCUGAUGGACUGAGCAGAACAGCUUCCCAUCGCCGUUCCAGUUCAGACCCGCGCUCAGAGUCAAAACCACGGUCUCAACCUAACGGCACAGAAAGGCCUCAUAGUGGAUUCCGAGGGCACUCCAAAAGCCUCUCUACAAAUACAUCUACCCCUUCACCUGCAGAUCGUGAAAGGGCCCCAGUGGGUAUAAGCGCGGAUCUGUUGUCAGCAGACAUCCAAGGGAUACUCGAUGACCUUCAGCUGGAGUGCAAAGCAGCUGAGAAGGAGGAGAGGGCUCGUCAAAGGUCCCGGGGUGGGAGAAGUGGUAGGAGAGGGAGAGGAGGAUCAGGGUCGCAAACAAGGACUCCAGUCUCUGCUUGGGGAACUACUGUGGCAACGGGUAGCUCCUCAAGAGGCUGCCGCAGUGCCAGCCCCAGUACACGCCGACCAGAGACUGCUAACAUAGCUGACACAGGACACAAAAAGCGACACUAUGAUGCCGAUUCUGUUCGCCAGUACAUUUCUAAGCAACAAGAAGAGAGAAAGAGGCGUCAAGCAGAAGAGAAGAGGGCACUGAGGGAGGAGGCAGAGAGAAGAAACCAGAGAUUGCAGGAGCUCUACAGGAAGCAAAAAGAAGUGGCUAAGACAGUGGCCCUUCCCAGUGAGGCACCUGUGGCCCCUGUGCAAAAGCGACUACAGGAGACCUACAAUAAGCUGCUACUGGAGGAGGCCCAACUGGGCGACGAGGCCACACAGAUGCAACCUGCUGCUCCUUCCAGUCAAAUGAGACCGAUGUACCAGCCCUCAGGAGAGUCGGACAAAGAAAACAAAAGACUAGAAGCACCACAGAGCCCCUCGAGCAGUGAUAGAUCUUUGAAUGACCAGCCACCUCCUCCAUUAUCCAGGAAUGAUUUGGAUGUUGGAGUUGCCUCUUUGCUUCAGCCUGACCGUCUGAGCCCAGCUGUUCGACCUAUGACUGGUCCCAGCAGCAGUGCACUCGCCCCUUUUGGUGACCAUCUCCUCUCUCGGCUUCUCAGGCUGGAAACUGCAGUGGCAGCUAGUGACGUCCAGCACACCCAGCGGCCAGUCACAGUACCUACUAACAGGUCCAAGAUGUCCCGCAUUGAGGCCCUCAAGGCCACAGCCGCAUCCCUAUCCAACCGCAUAGAAAGUGAGGCACGGAAGCUUGCUGGGGAGGGGAUCAACUAUGGUACAGCAACUUCAAUGGACGUGGAUACUAUUUUGGCACCUAGACCCUCUCAAGCAAAUCCUGACGAUGGACGCUGGGCAGAAACAGCUGCCACAGAAAAUAAUGACAUGCCAUUCCAGAGGAUCCAUAGGAUUUUGACUAGCACAGGUCAUAGUUCAUACAAUGGCACAUCUCUUCCAGGAGCAGGCAAUCUGCAUGCCCUCAGGGGACAGAAAGAAACGAAGGGUACACACACCACUUUGACUAAUCCACAAACACCCCCUGCUGAUUUAACAGGCACUAUUCUCAACAGUUACACACAUGAAAGGAGGAAGCUAGUCAAUGGCUUGGAAAAGGUAGAGAGAAUAGAUAAAAUGGCACAAAGGAGAGGAUUUGGAUUAACGGAGGAUAAGAAUCAGACAGAUCUCCAUGACUCAAGUGCCAGUUCCAUCAGUGAGGGUCCUCUUCUGAGUGAAGGAAGUUUUUCUGAGGAUGAGGCAAGCCCUCCUCACCCCUCCAGCAAUCGUGUAACUAGAGCAGCAGACUGCCUGGAGGCAGUAGACUACUGUGCUGGUCAAAGAAGGGAUUACCACCGUUUGUCAGAGUUCCAGAGGGAGGCAGUGAGGUGCUCGGCCCUCAGCUCACCCUUUGCACAGCAUGAUGGCAGCAAAGCAGCCUGGGAGGAGCUGAACAGAGGAAGCCCUCUAAGUGUUAUCAACAUUUUCACUAAGAACCUUCAUGGCCAUGUUAGAGUGAGUGAGAGGAACUCUCCCCCUGCCCAUUCUUUGCACUCUGAAAGUGGCCCCGUAGACGCAGCAGUCUAUGAAGAUGACUUUGUUUCAUCCCAUAGCAGCGGAGCCAGUGGACAGUUAAAGAGAGCUUCCAAUUCACGCAGCGUGAACAAUCAUUUUGAGGAGCUCAUGAGGAGGUCUCCUUAUGAGAAAAGCAUAGGAGGUGUCAAUUCACACCAGUCAUCCUUUCACUCAUCUAUUCACUCACCGCAUCUUUCCUCUGGUUCACCAUCUGGCUCCUCACCCAAGCACUCUGCCAGAAAAAGAGGCACAGCAUCAGACCAGAGUGAUGCCACUCUGGUGGAAGAGCAGAGGAGCUCCUGCUCACCUCCCUCAGUGGCAUUAUCAUCUGAGUCCAGGAAAAGGGGCUCAGACAAAAGCUCUGCCCACAGCCAGGCCACAAGUGUCCACUCUAAUGACACUUCAGGAGAAACUUGUCACCAAAGUUUGGGAAUUGACAGUAAGAAGUCUUCAGCAGUCAGGACCAAACGGGCCUCUCCUUCUGGCUCUCUAGACCCUGGUUCUCCUCCAGGAGCAGACUCUCCCAGUGAGCCAUUGAGAAGUGGCUCUCUUGCGGCAAUUAACCCAAGCACAGGCACCACAGCUCGCAAUGGUAGAGCAGACACCAAGACCACAGGUGAGCUACAGUAUUCCCCUGCUGUCUUGCAGCAGCGCAUGGCAGCAGAGCUCCAGUACUUAGAGUCCAUUGAAGAGUCAGUCCGACAGCUGGGGGAUGUGGAGAGGCUGAUGGGUGUGUCCAUGGCUCAGCAAGAGAGCGCGUCAUUGGCCCAGAUGCUCAAGGUCAAGCAGCAGCGCCAUGAGCGUGACCUCUACGAGCUGAAGAUCAAGGCUGAAAGGGAAGCCCUGGAGGCACAGCUACAGAUGGAGGAAAACAGGCAGAGAGUGGCCAGGGCUCAUAUUGAACUGCAGGAAAGCUUGGCUGGAACUCAAAAAGAGACUUUGGAGGGGCUCCAGGAAGCAACUACAAAGAUGAUGAGUCAACAGGCUGAGGCAGCACGGUACACAGCCGACACUGCCCGACACAUCAAGGAGAUGACUGAACUGGCUCGGUCACAAAUAGCAGGAGCUUUGGUUGUCCCCCCCGUUGCCACCAAUUCCUCCAUGUUGGACAAGCGGGAAGAACAGGAGCAACAGGAAAAAAUAGACUCUGACAGCUUCCAGAGUGAGUUGUCAAGCAGAAGGAUCAGGAUAGAGGAACCCCUGUCUUCGCUGAACAGCCUUAGUCACUCUGACUCUCUAUCAUUCAGAAGACCCAACCUCAGUGGAGUAGACUCUAAUAGCCACCACAGCCCAUCGCAUGUCUCCUCGGACCUCAGAGAACGGACGAAAAAAGAAGCAGUCGAGGGGAAAUGGAGGAAGGGAGGACAGAGGACGGAGAAGGAAGCCGUCAGCAGCUCCAUCGAAGACGAAGUUCUUACAGCAGCAAAUGGCUCCCUCUGCAGUGACAGCUUCCCUUCUGUAGUGGAUGAGAAAGGGGACAGUACUUCAGUGGCAACAGAGUACUCUCUUAAAUUUGAUGAGUCCAUGACAGAGGAUGAGAUAGAAGAGCGCUCCUUCCGCUCUCUGCUGCCGUCUGAAGCGCACCGUCGUGGAACUAAGGAGAAGAAGUCCCGCCACCAUGAGGAAUCAGAGGACGAUGGAUCCAAUUACAACACAACAUUGGUUUCAGGGGCACACAAUAUCUUAAAGUCUCAGGAUGCAAACAUGGCCUUUUCUGGUGGACAGGACAGCUUUUCCCAGUUCACCAUGGACAUGGUGCGUCAGUACAUGAAAGAUGAAGAGGUAAGACUGCAGCAUCAGAGCUCUCUGCUGCGUCUUCGCCAAAAAGCUCUCAAAGAGAAGACCAGAACUGAGCUGGCCUGGCUAGAGCACCAGAAGAAGAGGCUGAGGGACAAGGGAGAGGAUGACAAAAUGCCACCUAUUAGGAAGAAGCAGAGGGGGCUUCUGUUGAAACUACAGCAGGAGCAGGCUGAGAUCAAGCGACUUCAAGAGGCCAACAAAGCAGCCAGGAAGGAAAGGCAACUGUUGUUGAAGCAGCAGGAGGAGAUAGAGCGGAUGAGAAACUCAACACUGAGACUGAAGGAGCGUCUCAAGAGUGCUGGGGGUGAAGCACCACCUGAGACUCCUGUGUCAGAAACCCCUGUGUCUGAGGCAGCCUCCUCCAACAUGAGACAUGAGGAUAUCCGCAGCCCCUCCCCCUCGCUCUCCAUCUCUGGAAGUGAGACGAGCAGUAUCAUGCAGAAGCUCAAGAAGAUGCGCUCUCACAUGGACGAGAAACACUGUUCUCCUGUCCACUACUUCUUCUCUGUGUUCACGGCCCACCACUGGGCCUCCCUCAGUGUCUGUCUUCCCAACCUCCACCCUAAAUUCCAGCUCUUUAUCUACAACCAGUUGGUCAGGUUCCUGACGAAGCGGGAGCAGCAGCUAAUGCAAAGACGUUACCAUGCCGAGGAGCUGCUGCAGUGGAAACAGCGGCUGGACCAAGAGGAAGCAGAGGUCCGUAGGAUGGAAAAGGAGGCCCUGGCUGUAUGGGAUAGACAAACACCUCAGGACAAGGACGUGGCAGAGAGUCAGAAAAAGGAGAUCUCUGACAUCAGCCCCAGCCCCAGUCACCAUCUGAGCUCAGAGCCAAGAACUGACAGUGAAAAAGAGUAUGUGAGUGAGGGCGACUCAGCAACACCCGAGUCCAGUAUACACACAGAGGGACUGGGGUCCCAGCAACCAGGAAGCCCAUCCUCAGUACAACCUGCAUCAAUCCCUGAAACACCUUUGACCUCUGUCCAGAGUAGCCCUGCGAAUUACACCCAGGACUUCUCUUCAGCUUCCCAGUCACCAAGUCACCAAUCUCCAUUUAAAGGCAGCCACAGCCCUGCUGCCUCUCCUUCAGACGGAAGCAGCAAAACCAAGAUGCAGCUUCGCUCUUCCUCCUGGACCGCCAACCUGGCCCACGCUCAGCCAACUGACUCCCCAAUGGCUAUGCAGACUGAACCCAUUUCAGACCAGAGUGACAUAGAGAGCCGUAUCAAGGCCCUGAAGGAAGAACUCAGAAAACGAAAGUUUAUGGCCUACCAGCUGAAGAAAGAGCAGAAGAAGAGGCACAAGGAGCGUCUGAAGGCACAAGAGGCCAGUCUACUGAAGCAGCUGGAGAGCUAUGAUAACUUCAUUGAGAAAACUAAAGCAGAACUGAACAAGGGGCCAGACUCAACACCUGAUACAAAGUCCCCGAUCAAAGAUUCCACCUCAGUUGCGGAGCAGUCCAGUAUUAAACUACCUACUCACAGGUCUGAAACCAGCAAAAUCUCUGACUCUGAAAGGAUGCGAACUGAUGCUUCAUUAGACCACAAUGCCCUUCCUCAACCUGAUCAUAGUAGAUCUACCUCAGUGCCUGAAGAACUGUCUGAUGAAGAUCCACCAACAGUCACUCCAACCCCAGUGUAUGGCAGCCCAGAGUGUCAGACCUCAGGACCGAGGAGCCACCUGUCCACAGAGGGGCUUAUAAGACCUUCCUCUAAGGAAGACCAGGCACAGAUUAUUGAGUCUGGGGAUGAGAACAUUGAGUCUUAUCAAAGAUCUUACGUUCAGGAAGAGCUGGAGGUCGAAGUAAGCUCCAAAUCUGAGGAUCAACAUUCUCAAUAUCUUCUCAAAUUAGAAGAAGAAGACAGACUUGACUCCCAGGAGAAGCUGCCUACAUCUAAACAUGUUUCCUCUUCCAUGAGUGAGGAACAUCGAUAUUCUCCAUCUGUUAGCCUGGAACAAGAUAAACAAAUAAAGACGAGGGAAACAUCUGAAGCAGAGCAAGCUGUAAAAUCUAAUGCCUCUAAUGGGUUACUUCCAGUUGCAGUGGACCUCAAACCCUCACCACAUCCAAGCUACAUCUCCUCAUUUAGUGACCAUUCCUACUCCCCUGACUCGGUUGCCUUCUCUUCUAAGAAGGAGGCACCCAUAAAGGAUGUGGAGGUCUCUUCUCCCAUAGUGGAGGGUUAUAAUGAUGACUUCGAGUCAUCAGUAUAUUCUUCACCCAGGGAGGAGCAUCAUAGUUUCAAGCCUGCCUCUCAAAUCUCAGUUUCGCCUACUGACAUCAAGGCCUCGAGAAAGGACUCCUCUCCCCCUCUCUAUGACAGCCAAGAUGAGGAGGUAGAGGAAGAAAUAGCUGAAGAACUGAGUCACCAUUCAGGGAUUAGUGGAGCUAGCCACCAAUCUGGACGACUGCUAGAUCUUCAUAACCAAACAGAAGACUCCAAACAUGACAGCAAGGACAUUAUUUCCAGCCACUCACCACCCAUCUCUCCUAUGCAGACCCCGCUCUCUCCUGUCAUAGAUGAAAUGUCAACUUUUAACAUUGGAGAUCGGGUUCUUGUUGGUGGCGUUCAGCCUGGCACUCUGAGAUUCAAAGGUCCUACCAGCUUUGCCAAUGGUUUCUGGGCUGGUGUAGAGUUGGAUAAGUCUGAGGGGAGCAACAACGGCACUUAUGAUGGGGUGGUGUACUUUAAUUGUGAUGAGAGCCACGGUAUCUUUGCUCCCCCAGACAAGAUCACACACCUGCCAGACAAGUUUGAGAUCUACACCGACACCACAGAGGAUGAGGACUCAUUCUUUGAUGAUCUCUCAGAUAAAGGUGGGGAUAAACGUAAAACAGAUGAAGACAAAUCCCAAAAAGAAGGAAAUCUGAAGAGUGAAAAUGAACAAACAACUCAUAAGGUCUAUGGGUCUGGAGAUAAAAAGGUUACAGAUGAGUCUGUUCACAAGGCUGAAUCCAAUCUCAAUUCACAUAAUUACAACGAAUCCAAGCAUCCCAUCUCCAAUGGCAACUCUAGAGACAUCAUUUUGGAUUUUGAAGAUGCACCAACCACCCUCCUCAUCUCCGACAUAGACAAGAUCUGCCUGGGGAAGCAGAGUCAGAAGGAGAUUACUACCAUUGAAGAGAGAGAAGACGUGGACUCACAACACCAGUUUACUCCUGCAGAUCUCACAGAUAUCGGGGACGAUAAGGGACAGCAGAAAGACAAAGACAUACUGGACACAUUUGCAGACAAGCUCCUAAACAACUUUAUGAAAGACACUGUGAAGCAGUUUUCUGAAAUUAAAAAGGCUAAAGAGCAGAAGAUAGAAGCUGCCAACCAGAUGAAUGGAGACCUGUUUGGUGAAAAUGAAGAAUGGUUCUCUUCAGUGGAUCAAAAAGAUGGUCUCCCCUUCUUCCUGCCUGCAGAAAAAGAGGAGCUGUCUUCUCCAGAGCUGUGUAACCGACCGGAGAGUCCAGUGUUGGGGGCCAGCGGUCAAGAGGAGCUCGCCAAGCGACUAGCAGAGCUGGAACUGAGCCGUGAACUGCUAGAUGAGCUUGGUGACGAUGAGGACUGGUUUGAUGAAGACUUUGGCCUCAGCUCCCGUAGAGAACAGCAGAGACUCAAACAGAAAGAGAGAGAAGAAGAGGAAGAGGCGAGGUUGGGGAGGUCUGGCUCAUCAGCUGGAGCUGCCUUGGGGGGGCUAGUCUCACCAACAGGUGGGGAACAGCAGGUAAAGACUCCACCUAGACCUGAGUUACCUCUGCCCUUGCCCCCCAAACUCCCUGAGCAGCCUGCCAUGGUGGUGCCCCACUCAGCCAUAGAGGUGGAAAAGAUGGUCCAUGCUGCCACUCAGGAGAUCUGGGAGAGCUGUGGCCUGGGGAAGGAGGGAGCACUGACCCUAGCACAACUGCCAAACCCCAAACCUUCACAAGAGUAUCUGGGUAAAGAGGCCAGCAGCCAGGACCAGGAGGCCCUCUCCAUCUGCAGCUACAGAAAGGCUGUGUAUGACCUGACAUGGGAGAUGCUUCAGGAGAUCUAUGCUGAAGACCCCAACACCAAUCAGCCUCAGUGGGUCAAACCACGUCGAGUCAAGUCCUCCUUCUUUCAUAGAGUUAAGACACCAGGAGACAUCACCAAAAUCCAGGAAUACAUCACCGGAGAAGUACUGAAACUGUACGGUCUGACAAAAGAUCAGAGCCAGAAGACUGACUGGCAGAAGAUGCUCAAAUUUGGCAGAAAGAAGCGGGACAGAGUGGAUCACAUACUGGUUCAGGAACUCCAUGAGGAGGAGGCCCAGUGGGUCAACUAUGACGAGGAUGAGCUGUUUGUCAAGAUGCAGCUGGCAGACAGCAUCUUCGAUGCUUUACUGAAGGACACAGCAAAUGUACUGACACUAAUCUAUGAUAAGAGGGCCAAAAGAGACACCCUCUCCUGACAGCUUUCCUGCUUAAAUUUUAAAGUACAACCUCUAGCUCAAUCCUAGCCUUUCCUCACCCCAGUGAACUCCAGCCAACCUACCGCCGCUCGGUCUUCCACCAGCUGAUGUGCCAACAGCAACCCUCAGAUGCCUUCGGUCCCAGCAUUACCUCUCAGUUUAACAGCUCCUACUUAUUUCUGUGACAUUCAUUUGCUGAAUUUGCGUCAGCUAACUAUAGUGGUUAUAUAAUUUGUUCUACACACACAACGCCUCUUGAUCAAUCCAGCCUUCUUAAACGGUAACACCAUCUAGUCUCAGUUCUCACCUCCUGGACUGGUCCCUUUGUAAAUGCCAGUUGGAGAAUGAGUAGAUGUUUUGAUAGGAUGGACUGUGCAUUUAAAGUCGAUUAAUGCUGCUAAGUUGAUUGUUCCACAUGGGAUGGUAAUAUAAAAUCCACCUGGAACAAAAGCAGGUUGUUAUAUUUUGUAUUGAAUCUCAAAGUAAAUAUAUAUGGAUUCACAAAUUGUAAUAGAGUAGCAGAUAAAGAAUACACAGUGUAGUCCAUAAGUGAUUUGACAGUGACACAUUAUUGUGUUGGCUUUUGUAAUCCAGCACAUCGAAAUUAAACAAUGACUAUGUGGUUAAACUUUUAGCUUUAAUUUAAGGGUAAUCACCCCUCAUAUUGUAGGGGUCUGUAAGCCUGCCUUAAAUGAAAACCUAGUUGAAGUCUGACCCACAGAAACAGCAGACAGUGCAGCCAUCUUCACCUCUUACUUGUUUCCAGGACUUUUGCCUGCACUUUGGUCUUUAGAAAGCACAAGACACGCUCAAUUGUUUGCUUUGGCUUUAUUUUAACAUCAUUUUCUUAUGGCUGCAUUAUCUUAAAAUUGGGAGACUUAUGUUUAGGGGGAAAAAUCCAUAAAUGUUCACUCAAUAUGGAUAUGAACACCCUAAAACACCCUUCAACUCUAUAAUUAUUGUUGGAUUUCAAAUCCAAUGUGCUGGAGGAGAGGUAAAACAAUUUACAUUUGUCACUGAUCAAAUAUAGUAAGACUGUACUGUGGCUGAGAUCAGAUAUUGUAUGAAACAUUUUGCCUCCAUAAUUAUAUUAUUUAUUGUGUGAAAAUGUUUGAUUCGAGGAGUAAGGAACAUUUUGAAUUGUAAAUGAUCUUACGUAAAGAGAACAGAUUUUUAACAUCUAAUGAAAUUGUAAAAAGCACAAAACAGAAAUGUGAAUGUGAACAUGGCAAUAUAUUAUGUAGGACGUUUAAAGAAUGCUAUUGAAACAAGAAAAAGAACAUGGGGGGAAAACUUUUAAUAUUUAAAUGUUUUAGUGUUGCUAGUUAAUUGAAAGUGACUAAUUGUGGCCACAGCUGUCCAGCUGGUCAACACAAUCACUGUGACCCACUUUUGUACUAUAUGUUAGUAUUUUUAGACAUACACCCUCCUUACUAACAGUUUGAAAACUUCUCACACAGCAAGGAGAGAAAAUGUUUCUCCAACAAUUUGCAGUUUAUUACCUUUUUCUGUGCUGUAACUGAGGUUUUUUCAACUUAGUUUUUCACUUUUUUUGUGUUAGCGUUAGCUUUGAAGAACAAACAACACCAUGUUCAAAAUGCGCGUACUUUUAGUAUCCAUGCUAUUAUUUUUUAUUUUUUAUUAUUUCAUUAGGUAAUUUGAGUGUUAAUACACUACAUACUAAAAACACAGACUAUAGAGUAUAUAGUAUACAAGUGGGACACAGAAGACUAGCAGUAGGCCUGACUUGAAUCACAUCAUAGGACAGUACUGAAAUGCUGGAUUCGAGCCUUACUUACCCUACAGUUUGUUUACUUUCAAUGACCUGAGAAAACGCCUGUGGUUGUCUUGUGUCUUUAUCAGUUGCCCUGGUAAAGGUUGCUCGCUGAACAUUUACCCCAAAAGUAAAACAAAAAACAACCAUAUAGUCUUGUAGCAGCAUGGUUAUAUGCUCCACUUGCUCCUGUGAAACAUUUGGCUUUACAGCAAUCAGCAAGUUCAAACCAGCCAUCAGAAUGUAGCUUGGUGAUUUGUUUAGACAGAGGUCUUUCUCAGCAUUCAGUUCAAGUGCCUCUUUAUGUUGAGUUGUCUUUCACUUUGUUGAUGUCUCAACAUCCUUUGGACCUAUUUUCUUUGAAUGUCUCUUUCAACUGCUGUAUACUACCAUUUUGUAAAUGACCCUUAAAUGACUGCUCUUCCUUCUAACUGGUUUGGCGGUACUUCAGUUUCUGCCUUAUCAAUCUUUCUGUAUCCAAGUAUAGUUGAGAACGUUUUAUUUUUUGUUUUUUAAACCUUCACACUUCCCUGUGCCUCCGCCUGAGAAAAUGUUGGUAAUAAUUGUUGAGUGAGUUUAAAAUGUCACCUGCUUCUUGUCCAUGGCACCCUUGCAUCCAUGCAUAUAGACACAGUUGAGUAAUUUUAUUGAUAAACUGUAUCAGGAACCAGUUUGUGGACACACCACACACACUCCCACAGACAGUGGCAGUCAUAGUGCUGACUGAGCACGUAGGACUGUAUCCAAGGGCUUACUUUGGUCCUUACUGUCAGUGCUGCUUUAAUCUGAAAAACAGUGUACAAGUCAUUGUGUCACGUGUGACAGAGCUUGUUAACUUUCUCUGACUGUUUGGAGCUAAAGUGACCUUAAACUGAGUACUUGGUCUUUUUUUUCUACCUUCAGUGUUUUAGGAGUUGCUUAAGGUGUAUGUAUGUUCAAACUGUAAAUUAUAUAAUGUAGAAAAAAGACCAAAAAUAUUUGACACCACCCUCUCCAAUGCUGUAUGACUUGUAUGUCUGGUCUGUAGGCAUAUGUAACUGUACUGGUGACACGAUUAGUAACCUUAAAAACACUUUCUGCAAGGCUUUAUUGCGAACUCUUAAGGAUUGUCCUCUUGAAUUGAUUGUAUGUGGGAGGAAGUUCCCCUCUGUAACUAUGCAGUACUUGGUCUUAUGCAUUGUUUUAUAUGUGUGGACCAAACGGCUUCGACUUUGGCUGUCGUCUGUGGAGUAAAUGAACCUUCAGGAAGCUCGGAGCUGUUGGGUGAAGGGUAGAGUUGAUCUGAAUUACUGAAUUGGAACAGAAGAUUUGAUUAUCAAAUGAACCCAGUCAGAAUAGAUUUCCCGUUCCAUCUUUUGAAAUGUUUAUGAAUAUUUAUAAUAAUGUGCUGUGAGUGCGCGCCGAGUGCACUCGAGGACUUGUACAAUUCUUUUAUGGGUGUAAAUAUACUGUCUAGCCAAUCUGACCCACUGUUACUGUAACCUAAAUGAUUGUUGUAAAAUAAACACGGUUUACUUUGCAAAUAUGUGCAUAGUAUAUAUUUGUUAACUAAAUGAAAUUGUAAAUAAAGCUUUCACUGUUUGUAAAGGAA